AUGGCGAACGCAGCCCCUGCUCCGACCCAGCUUCCCCACUUCCUCGACCUGGAGAUCUUACAGGAGCUGCGAGACGAAGAGACAGACAAGGAUCCGCAGCGAAAGCGGAGGCACCUGGAGUCCGAAAAGUGCGCGCGGGACCUGCGCGAGUUCCUCCAGGCCCACCAGUUCUCAGAGGAUGUCACGGAACCCAGGAUACGCUCUUCCUGCUGGAGCUUCUUCAGGCCAGAGCGGACCUUCCCCCUUCACGUGGCUGCUGGUCUGGGCGAUCCGCAGCUUGUCCAGGUUCUGUUGAAGAACCGCGCGAACCCGCAGGCCACCGAUUCGGCAGGGAAGACCGCGUUGGAUGUGGCUCUCAAGUCAGACAGGCACGGUUCGCAUCGGCUGGUCAUCGAUCAGUUGGAAGCCCCUGUCAUGAGCCUUAGGGAAGCGAUUGGAGUUAUGAUGCCAGGGCAAUUUGAGCCUUUGCCAUUAUGA
This is a messenger RNA of Symbiodinium natans, 477 nucleotides long. The record is from the annotation of a GenBank genome assembly. NCBI's taxonomy places the organism in Eukaryota, Dinophyceae, Suessiales, Symbiodiniaceae.